AAGCGGUUUACUGGGGAUUCCUAACGGCGUUUCGUAUUUUUUCUAGAGAGAGAAAGGGAGAGAACCAGCAAGAAGAAGAAGACCUAAAGCCUGCUGGCUGCUGCCUGCUGCCUGCUUCUUUACAGGGUGAAAACUAGAAUUUCGGAAGAGUGGUUUUCAGAGGCAGGGGAAGGGGGCAGGUGGGUAAGCGGUUUUGUAACCGUUUUAGUGGUUUUGAGAGUUCCGUGUUUUUUUCCCCCCUUCUUCACUCGCUCACUCUUUUAUUCCCUUUUCUCUGGGUUGGAUCUCUUCGUCGAUCAGUUACAGUUUGGAAAAGGGGGCAGUGUGUGCUGAAAGGCGUGGAGGGGAUUGGGUAGUGGGAAAGCUCGAAGCUUUUAUUAUUAUCCUCAUUUGAGCUCGUAAUUAAGGAAGCCCAAUACGUUUUUGCAGUUACCGGAGGUGUUACUAUUGAGGAAAUUGAAGUGGGGUUGCCUUAAAAGUGGGAAAUUUCGUCCUUUCCUUCUCGUUAUCGGCUUUUCUGGGAGGGUUUUCUCUUUUCUCUGCUGUGCUGUGCCUCUUUGACUCGGUGGAUUUAUUUUCUGCUUCUUCGUGGGGAAAGAGCUAAAUGAUGGCGGCGACUCGCGGUGGGUCUUUCCAGCAGGUCAACAAUGAAGGAGGAGGAAGAGAUGAUCUGUAUAAAGAGCUAUGGAAAUUAUGCGCCGGUCCGGUGGUGGAGGUUCCUCAAGUUGAUGAAAGGGUUUACUAUUUCCCGCAGGGUCACAUGGAACAGUUGGAGGCAUCAACAAACCAGGAAUUGAAUCAAAGGGCUCCUCUGUUUAAUUUGCCGUCCAAGAUUCUCUGUCGGGUCAUUAACAUCCACCUCCUGGCUGAACAAGAGACUGAUGAAGUUUAUGCACAAAUAACUUUGAUUCCUGAACUUGAUCAAAGCGAACAGACUAGCCGAGAUCUGUCCCCAACAGAGACUCCAAGGCCUUCAGUUCAUUCAUUUUGCAAGGUCUUAACUGCGUCAGAUACAAGUACUCACGGCGGAUUCUCUGUUCUCCGCAAGCAUGCAACCGAAUGCCUCCCUCCUUUGGACAUGGCUCAGCAAACACCAACUCAGGAAUUGGUUGCUAAAGAUCUUCAUGGUUAUGAAUGGAGGUUCAAGCAUAUCUUCCGUGGUCAGCCUAGGAGGCACUUGCUCACAACAGGUUGGAGUACGUUUGUGACUUCCAAGAGAUUAGUUGCUGGAGAUUCUUUUGUCUUCCUCAGGGGGGAGAGUGGGGAGCUCCGAGUUGGAGUGAGACGGGUUGCUCGCCAGCAGAGCAGCAUGCCUACGUCUGUGAUUUCCAGUCAGAGCAUGCACCUUGGAGUGCUGGCAACAGCUUCUCAUGCCGUUGCGACUCAAACUAUGUUUGUGGUAUAUUAUAAGCCGAGGACGAGCCAGUUCAUCAUCAGCCUGAACAAGUAUUUGGAAGCUGUGGAUAAUAAGUUUGUAGUUGGGAAGAGGUUCAAGAUGAGGUUUGAAGGUGAAGAUUCCCCCGAGCGAAGGUUCUCAGGCACAAUUGUUGGUGUUGAAGAUUUCUCUGUUCAUUGGGCUGAGUCCAAAUGGCGAUCUUUGAAGGUUCAAUGGGAUGAACCUGCUUCCAUUCCAAGGCCGGAUAAGGUUUCUCCAUGGGAGAUAGAACCUUUUGUGGCUUCUUCUAUACCAACCAGCCUCCCUCAGCCAGUUCCAAUGAAAAACAAAAGGCCACGUCCCCCAAAUGAAAUUCCAGCUCUUGAUUUGUCUUCAACUGCCUCACCUUGGAAUUCUGGGUUGACUGAAAUGACACAGAUGAGCGUUACUGGCGAGAGCAAGCGAAAUGAGAAUAUGAUGAUGUGGCAGCAGCACAAGCAGCAGCCAGAUAUUAACAGCCACGGGAGCUGUACAGAUUGGCUGUCUCCACGCAUAAAUAACGUCUCUUCUCAGCAUAAAUUUCAGGAUGCUGCAACUGAGGAUAGCAAGAGCAUCUCAAAUUGGCCUGUUAGCUUCUCAUCUCCCCCUCAAUCUGCGAAACUGAAGAGCGGCGACUCACCAGCUGUUGAGCAGCCAGUUGAUAAGGGAGGAAGGAAACCUGAGGCAGCAGCAGCAACCACUACCACCUAUCGAUUGUUCGGUAUUGAGCUUGUGAACAGUCCAAUGAGUACACCUACGGCUGAGAAGACCUCUGAGGUGCAGCAUGCGCAUAGCAACCUCUCGCCAUCUGAUGCUGAACAGAAGUCAAUCUCACUUGGUAAUGAAAAGAACACUGAACAAUCACCAGUGCCCCCCAAGGAUACCACUCAGAGCAGACAAAGUUGUUCCAUGUCCACUAGAAGUCGCACCAAGGUUCAAAUGCAGGGAGUUGCUGUUGGAAGAGCGGUGGACUUGACAAUGAUGAAAGGUUAUCCACAGCUCAUAAGUGAGCUGGAGAGUUUGUUUGACCUCAACGGGCAGCUUCAGACUCGGGAUAAGUGGGAAAUCGUCUACACUGACGAUGAAGGAGACAUGAUGCUUGUUGGAGACGAUCCAUGGCCUGAAUUCUGCAACAUGGUGCGGAGAAUCUUCAUAUGUUUGAGUCAGGAUGUGAAGAAGAUGACUCCGGGAAGCAAACUUCCGAUGUUCCCCGUGGAAGCCGAAGGUGGAGGUGUAGUAAGCUCAGACUCUGGCCUAGUCGAAACCUCCAACUAACAGUUGGGGAAGAGCCUUGUCUUUUCUCUCUUGUUUCUUCUUAUUCUGGCCUUGUGUUUGAAUGUGUUUGCUGUGGAUUACGGGUUUUGGUUCAAUUUUCUUCUUCUUCUUCAUCAUCUUCUUCCAUUUUGGGUGGCUUGCUUGCAUGGAUGUUUGAAGUUGGAAAAGAGGAAAGCGAGAGGGAGGGAGGGAGAGAGACUUUGCUAUAUACUAAUUUUAAGUAGCUCGGCUUUUUAGAGCUUACUAUCAAAAGCAGGGGGAAGGAAGGAAAAUUGACUUGCAGUGAGAGUGUAGUCGUCGUUUGGACUUUGGUGUCAAAAAAGCAAAGUGUAGGGGGCUUAAGUUAGAGUCUGUAAAUCUUUUGUUUAGUGUGGUAGGUAUUUGGGGGCAGAGGGGGUAUAAUGUGAUCACCUCAGAAUCUCAGUCAUCAGUCCUUUCAUUAAUGGCUUCUGUCUAUUCUAUGUAUAUAAAGUAUUGACAAAAGACAAUUAUCAAUGUAAUCCUGGUCAUUUUAGUGAGUGGAUUCCUUUUAUUUUCCAGUUUGGUCCUCUAUUUUCUAAUCCUUUACAUUUUGUCUCCCAAAAUUUUACUUGUUCAUGGAAGUUUAUAUAUAUUAUAUAGUUUUGUUAUGGUUGUGCCUGGCUCGUGAAUAUUUGAA
This is a messenger RNA of Linum tenue, 3347 nucleotides long. The record is from the annotation of a GenBank genome assembly. NCBI's taxonomy places the organism in Eukaryota, Viridiplantae, Streptophyta, Magnoliopsida, Malpighiales, Linaceae.